This is a messenger RNA of Gaeumannomyces tritici R3-111a-1, 291 nucleotides long. RefSeq lists its product as hypothetical. The coding region runs from base 1 to 291 and encodes 96 amino acids. The record is from RefSeq and is a predicted model, not a curated record. The transcript has 3 exons. Lineage: Eukaryota; Fungi; Ascomycota; Sordariomycetes; Magnaporthales; Magnaporthaceae.
AUGCCUUGCUGUUGUCGUUUCAACCCAACACUAGUAUGUCAAGGGGGGAGGAGUUCCCAAGGACCGGCUUUGGAUUCAUUACGGCCGCGGCCUCGAGAAGUCUGGAACCGCCGGCCAAGAGCAGGCACGCCCACCACAAAAAAGGUGGCAGUAUUACAGGUCCCAGGUGUUGAAAUUGUUAAUGCCAUGGACUUUCUUGUUCCUAAUUUUUUCCCCUAUUAUUAUUCCUUUUAUUAUUCUUUUGUCAUUUCCUUUCUUACUCGUGUGUUAUUCGUAUGGCAGCCGUUCUGA